Molecule: messenger RNA, 927 nt
Organism: Serinus canaria (Common canary)
Lineage: Eukaryota; Metazoa; Chordata; Aves; Passeriformes; Fringillidae
Gene: ATP5PB
Product: ATP synthase peripheral stalk-membrane subunit b
Exons: 5
Coding region: 1-927 (308 amino acids)
Biological process (GO): proton motive force-driven ATP synthesis
Molecular function (GO): proton transmembrane transporter activity
Source: RefSeq, a predicted model, not a curated record
AUGGCGGCGGCGGCGGGGCCGGCCGUGCCCCCACGUGUCUCCCGCCGCCGCCUCCUCUCGCGAGAGCGCCCGCCCCGCGCCCGCCCUCCCCGCGCUCUCGCGAGAGCCGCGCCGCCAUCUCAGCGCCCGGCGGCGGCGGUCACCGACCGGGACGAGCUCGGCGCCGCCGCUCCUCCUGCCCCGCUGCUCCUCACGGCUUCUCCCCGCCCUGCCAUGCUGUCCCGCCUCGUCCUGCGCGCCGGUGAGCCCGGGCAGUGCCGCCGCUCGGGGGGAGCGGGUGGCGGGCGGGGGGUGCCGGCCGAGCCCUGCCCUGACGCGCUCUCUGCCCUCUUGUCCCCUCAGCCCCCGCCGCGCUCAGGGCGCUGCCGCCGCCCGUCGCCGUGGGGGCCCUACAUGUUGGGCACUGGCCUCCUGCUCUACCUUCUUUCCAAGGAGAUCUACGUGGUGAACCAUGAGACAGCAGCAGCUGCCUGCAUACUGACAGUCCUCGUUUAUGCCAUCAAGAAGUUUGGGCCUAACGUGGCAGCUUUUGCUGACAAACUUAAUGAGGAGAAAAUGGCCUCAGCCCUGGCCAUGAAGAACGACACCAUCCAGACGCUGCAGACGGCCAUCGAGGAGGAGAAGAAGGAGCAGUGGAGGGCGGAGGGCCGCAGUUACCUCUUCGAUGCCAGGCGGAACAACAUUGCAAUGCUGCUGGAAGCCAACUACCGGGAGCGCCUGCUGAUGGUGUACAACGAGGUGAAGAAGAGGCUGGACUACCAGGUGGCCCUGCAGAACCUGAAGAGGCAGAAGGAGCAGGACCACAUGAUCCAGUGGGUGGAGAAGAGCGUUGUUCAGAGCAUCACACCUCAGCAGCAGAAGGAAAGCAUUGCCAAGUGUAUCCUGGACUUGAAGGCGCUGUCCAAGAGUGCCCACGCAGCUGUGUGA